AUGGCGUGCCCAAACGAGAGCCAUGGCAAUCCACCUGCAGAGGAUGCUCAAAGUUUGCAUCCCGCAGUUCCUGCACAAGGCGUGCAGACAACAGUCACAGAGGAAGCAGCUGACGCUGUGCAGCGACAUCGCACAAAGAGGAAAGCCAAAAAACCACGUCGCCCCGCGGGGCAGGAGGAAGGACUUCUACAUGCUCCGGCGGCGGAAGCAUACCUUGAGAUGAAGGCUCGUACAAUGCACGACAUGAUCAGCGAAGUGGAGCUGGACACCCACAGGUCUUAUCGUGUUUUGCAUGCAGCGCAUCUGCAGGCUUCGAUCAUCCUCAGGACCGAUGAGAGUAUCCGGCGCAUGGUGGAGGACUUCUGCAAACAGCCGCCCAAGAUGGUCCUCUGCUUCCUCACUUCUGUGGGUGAUCUGGAAAGCACUGGAUCCAUCGAGAACUCUGGCCUUGCUAGUUCUAUGGAAGAGUCAAGAUACCUGCUGGACAUGUUUAUGCAAAGAGUACUUCUGCCCAUCGCAGAAGAAGCUAAUGCGCUUGUGCUAUGUGAUGCCAGAGAAGAGUCGUGUAUCCUUGCCUCUUCUUUCAUGAAGGCUUACACGCACCGCAAACCUGCUUGGGGCGCAGAAGUGCCAUUGACUGUUCUUGGGUUUGCAGAAUGGCCAGAUUCGGGUCAGGAGAUUCAGGAAAAGUGUUACGCAUUCCCCCAUCACUGGAAAUGCCUUCUUAAGAAGAUGUACGCACCAGAACAUCCAUACCAUUUUGUUGCUGCCGGCAAAGUUUGUGACCUUCGCCAAGACGUACCCAAUUUGGUGUUGAUCGGUGAUGGCACGGACCGGAGUAGCGCUGAGAAAUGUCCAGACAUGGUGUAUACUUGGGCCCCAAACUACCUGCAUCACAGGGCCUUGGAAGGAAACGUUUCUGUUUUUGAUGUUUGGACAAGAAAGGUUGCAGUGAAACUCAGAUCCGCGAUCGUGUCCUACUUCAACUCCCAGAUGCCCUGCCUUGCACUGAAAACCGGCAACUCUGAACUUUCUGGUCUACCUGAGGGCCAGGACGCUAGCCUCCAGUUUGCUGUUGAGGCAGCCCAGCGUGGAAUUCCAGUACUUCUCUUCGACCUCAUUGAGCGCAAGGACGGUAAAUCGGCUCCAGCAGACCGCGCCCGCACCGGCCAAGCCAAGAAGGCCUCUGUCGUGGCACUCAAUCGGCUGGAUUCCCUUAACCAUCUCGGCGACAACGAUGCCGCUAAAGAAAUGGCUGGCCAAAUCAAGGACGAAUACAAGAAUGUGAUGGACGGCCGUAAGAAAAAAUUCAAGGAGGAGGUCGAGACGUUCACAAAAUCGACCCUCCAGCCGAGGUUAGAUGUCUGCCACUUAGCCUAUGUCAUUGCCUUGUAUCAUCAGUUCAGCCCGAACAAGCGCGGUGGUCAAAUGCCGCUGUGGCUGCAACACAAGAUAUGUGAGACAGAUCGAGAUGACAGGGAAGCAAUCAAGUUUCAGCACCUCAAGGAGGUGCGUGAGAUCCUCGUGGACUUCAGCGGGAGCCUUGUCCCAGUAAUGCCUGGAAAGCAUGAACGCACUGCAGAAGCACGGCAGGAUGUCAAUAGCAAUGGUGAUGCUGAUUUCCAGUUGAGCGGUCAGGAGCCUGGACAUGCAAAAGCAAUCGGACCAGAACAGAACGACUUUGUUUCUCAAGCACACGCCCUGCUCGGCCGAGACAUGGUUCAGCCCAUCAACGUGUUCUGGGAUGAGCACGUCCUUGACGACACAGUGCGAGAUUUGCUCGAAAGAACUCGCCUUCCAGAAGGAAACAGUUCAGAAGCGCUUCGGCUCCUGAGAGAAGCUUGGAUCGAGCAUGACAUUGCAUCUGCCCUGGCUGUCAGGUACGGAAGGCUGGGCAGAUUCCUCUACAUGUUUCAGCUGUUUCUGAAUGCAUUUUCGGUCAUCUCCGUGGUUCUGGCAGAGGAGCUUGACUGGACGAUGAUCAGUAUUGACCGGACAGCUUUCAAUGUGGACUCAGCGCUGUUUGCGAUUGCUCUGCUGUCAACCAGCAUCAUCUCAGUACUUGCAUUCGCUAACCCCAUGUCCCGCUGGCAUAAGCUGCGCGCAGCGGCCACGCAGCUACAAAGCAAGAUAUGGCUUUUUCGCACGCGGUGUGGUCCGUUCCAAAUGCAGUCCUUGAACUUUGAUUCUGAUGUUGAAGAGAAGAGGUUGGAGAAGGAGCUGACUUCUUGGCGUAAGGCAGCGGUGCAGGAAACAGAUUUGCAAAGGUCGGAUUUUCAAAGACAGCAUCCUAUGUAUUACUUCACCCACGGACAAUACAAGCCAGAUGAUCGCACACUGAGCAGAUUGCGGCAAAGGCAAAGUCCCCCAGAAAAGGGCCAGGCGUUCUUCAAAUGGGCUGAAGAGCUGCUGAAAGGAAAUGGCUAUAACGGUUAUAAGGACGACCACCACAGCCCCGUCCAGCCGUCGCUUUAUGUGCAAUUGCGUUUACGAUGGAUGAUCGAGUUCUACCAGAAACGUCUCCCCGGGUAUGCCAGAUACAAUCGACUUCUAUUCUUUAUGUCGAUUGUCAGUGUCUCGUUGAGCUCGGUCCUGGCCUUUUUCGGCUUCACUCGCUGGGUCAUUGUGGGCACUACACUCAGCUCCGCUUCCUCCUCUUGGUCAGAGUUCCUGAAUGUUCAGCAAAGCAUCCAACGGUACUCUGAUACUAUCAUGGCCCUGAAGAACUUGGAGUCAUGGUGGAAUAGCCUGACCCAAAUAGAAAGGGCAGCGAUCCCAAAUAUCGAGCAUCUCAUCCAUACCACCGAAGACAUUAUCAAGAGUGAGUGCGAGGCUUGGGCAAGGGCGCAGAAGCAGCAGGAGGGCAAAGCUUCCAAGUGGGCGGUGAAUGCCAAGGCUCAACCCAAAAGCGCGGCGAAGAAGUGA
Messenger RNA from Symbiodinium pilosum, 2925 nucleotides. The record is from the annotation of a GenBank genome assembly. Lineage: Eukaryota; Dinophyceae; Suessiales; Symbiodiniaceae.